UUUACAGAAGGCGGGGUGUGAUGAUGCCGAUGCCACUGCCAUUGCCUGCGCUCCCACUUUGUGGCCAGUCUUCAUUCAUAUUCAGUAGCACCAGCACUCGGAGGACAGCAGCCAUGAUUCACAUCGAUCUUACAACGAUGGCAUGCGUGAUUUCUAUAUGCCUAUGUGUGGGAAGUCCUUUGCCUUUUCAAAAGUUGUACGAGUGUCCCACAACGCAGGAAAUGCUCUGUGAGAACAUGGUCACCUCUAAGGGAUUUACCUACAAGGUGCCUCAGGACAAGCUUCCAGACUUGAGAGAUCGCGAUUGUGAACAUGGGUGGUUUUAUCUGAAUGAAACAUUUAUUGUUGACUCAACGCAGCCUGGGGAGAAUUUAGGAUUUGUAGUGGCUGUGACUUCUGAGAACCUGACAGUCAGCACCUGCAUAAACCUUCAAUGGCAACUUCACUGUGAAAACAUUAAGCUUCACUGUACUGUUAAUUAUAGAGUGAAACAUAAAGCGCCACAUGAAACCCUGCCAGGAAAUUACACAUCUUCAGGAGACAAAGGAGAUGCAAGUUCUCCUGGCUGGCUUAUUGCUGUAAUCGUGGGGAGCGUGAUUGUGUCUGUUCUCAUCAUAUCUGCUACCAUUUGGUUUUGUUUGAAGAAGGCAAGAAAGUCAGCGUACACUCCUCCAGGUGAAGAUGAAUCUGAGGAAGAAUUCUGAAUUGUCAAAGUCUAAGCAAUAGGUCAGCCAGAUUAGUCUUAGCUCUGUGAAAAGUGUAUCUUAACACUGUAAAGCCCACUGUUGCAGAAUUACAACAUCACUUUUAACAAUUUAAAAAAAAGGCCUACAAAUGGUUUUUUUUCUUCUCAAGACCACAUUUACAUAGUUAAUGGGUUCUAUUGUUUGUCCUCACAAUGCUUUUGGAUAGAAGUGUUUAUAGGUCCGGUCAUCUGGCCAUGAACUCACGUAUACCUGCAAACUUUGCGUGGAGCUCAUCUCCUUUUUUUGCAUGACUGGAUUUGUCAAGAUUCAAGUAAGAAAAAUUCCCUACAUAUUUUUUAUUUAUUUAUUUGUGUUUAUUACAGUUUCUAGAACACAUACAUAUUUAGUUAUUUUGGAAAACAUUAAUCAAAUUUAAUUUAGAGCUUGUUAAGUCUAUGUUGUAAUUCUACAACGUUGGGCCAGAGUGGUAGUUAAAAUAGCCUGUGCUCCUUACACAUUACAUAAGGACACUGCCCUUCUCACAUGGUCACAAAUUGAAAUUUAAACUGUUAGAUGAUUCAUUGUAACUAAGUUCUAAAUGUGCUUUUCUGUUAAAUUAGUACUUAGUUUAGCUUAGACCAUAAUUAAAUGCAGGAAUUAAUUGUAUGUGGUAUUUGAAACUUCAUCAUCUAGAGCAGUAUCUGAAACUCCCUGUAUCUGUGUAGUUUUUAUUUUUUUUUUUUUUAACUUCUAAAUGAUCCUGAAAUUUUUUAUGAGUGUUGCCCAAGUAGCAUUUUAUAGCAUUAAAAGAUAUAUAUAUAUAUAUAUAUAAAAAAACAGAAUGUUCUGAAUGUUCUGGAUUUACAACAAUAUUACAACAUUUCCCUAAAAACUUACUAAAAU
This is a messenger RNA of Cyprinus carpio (common carp), 1589 nucleotides long. RefSeq lists its product as uncharacterized. The record is from RefSeq and is a predicted model, not a curated record. NCBI's taxonomy places the organism in Eukaryota, Metazoa, Chordata, Actinopteri, Cypriniformes, Cyprinidae.